Vicugna pacos (alpaca) is the source of this 976-nucleotide messenger RNA. The record is from RefSeq and is a predicted model, not a curated record. NCBI's taxonomy places the organism in Eukaryota, Metazoa, Chordata, Mammalia, Artiodactyla, Camelidae.
GGCAGGGACUGUGGCGAGGCCGCAGCCCAGUGGAUCACAAGCUUCCUGAAGACGCAGCCCUACCGCCUGGUGCACUUCGAGCCCCACAUGCGACCAAGAAAUUCUCACCAAAUAGAGGAUGUGUUCCGGCCCACCGAUCAGGAGCAUCUUCCUUCCGAUUUAUGUAAGCCUCCUGGUGCGAGUAAGGCUUCAAAACUGCUCUAGGCCAAUAUAUUUCCUACUCCAUUCUGUAACUGCAUGCGGAGGCUAGCCCUUUAAUACUGCGAUGGCAACUGUGUGUCAGAUCACAGUCGUGUACGCGGACGCCAGCCCAUUUUUGAUUCUUUCUGAGGCAUCCUUGGCGGAUCUCAACUCCCGGCUAGAGAAGAAAGUUAAAGCCACUAACUUCAGGCCCAAUAUCCUAAUUUCAGGGUGUGGUGUCUAUGCAGAGGUUUUAUUGCACAUAAAAGGGGCUCUCCCCGACCCUUGCCUUCCCCACCUCCUCCAGUCAAGCAGAGGCUUCCUGAAGGAGAUGAGUUUCCAACCCAGUUUUACAAGUAAGAGCAGACGGAGCAUUUCAUUUCAUGGGAGUGAACUGACUUCCAAGGCAGAGGGAGGGAAACAGGGAGGCGCGUGGCUUCUCGGAACGGACGCGAAGUCUGCCAUCUUUGAGGAUUCGUGGGAUGAGCUGCUCAUUGGCGACGUGGAACUGAAAAGGGUGAUGGCUUGCUCCAGGUGCAUUUUAACCACAGUGGAUCCGGACACGGGCAUCAUGAGCAGGAAGGAGCCGCUGGAGACCCUGAAGAGUUAUCGCCUGUGUGAUCCUUCUGAACAAAAAUUGUAUGGAAAAUCACCUCUCUUUGGACAGUAUUUUGUUCUGGAAAACCCAGGGAAAAUCCAAGUGGGAGACCCUGUGUACCUGCUCAGCCAGGAAUGGGAAUCCUAUGUCUUGGGAUAGCAGAGGCCUUUAAAAAAAAUGUUCUCAAAAAUGCCGACA